AUGGCGCUCGCCUGUCCGUCCUCCGUGUCCUUUAAGUCCUUCCAAGGGCUCAAGGCCAGUCCUGCUGUCUCGUCCCAAGCCCGCAUUAGUCGCUCCAAUGUAGCUUUCCCGAACGCCGCGUCUAAGCGUCUGGUAGCCGUCGCGGCCGUCGCAGAGGCACCAGCAGCUGCCGGCCCGGCAGUUCUGCCCGUCCUGACGAUGGACGGCGCGAACUCCGGCAAGACGGCAGAGCUGAACCUGCGGACUGCACGGCCGGAGACGGCAAAAGCCGUUGUCCACCGCGCCGUGGUCACCUACAUGCAGAACAAGCGCGCGGGUACCGCGAGCACGAAGACCCGCGCGGAGGUGCGGGGAGGCGGGCGGAAGCCGAUGAAGCAGAAGGGAACCGGCAGCGCGCGCCGGGGAUCUCAGCGAACGCCGCUGCGCCCCGGUGGUGGUGUGGUGUUCGGGCCUAAACCCAAGGACUGGACUAUUAAGAUCAACAAGAAGGAGAAGCUGCUCGCCGUGGGGACCGCUCUGCAGAACGCGGCGACCGCGAAUGGCGGCGCGAGCUUCAUCGUGAUCGAGGACGUCCACGACAAGGUCGCGGCGCCUAAGACUAAGGACUUCGUCGCGGCGCUCGCGCGGUGGGGCGUGGAUUACAAGAAGGACCACGCGCUGCUGCUUACCGGCGAAGCUUCGGAGAACCUGCUGCUGUCGACGCGGAACAUCGAGAAUCUGAAGGUGGUGACGCCGAACGCGCUGAACAUCUACGACGUGCUGCGCGCCGAUAAGCUGCUGGUGACGGAGUCCGGGCUUGAGUACCUUAACCAACGAUUCGGCGAUGACAUUCUGUUCGUAGAUGGCGAGGAUGAGGAAGAGGGAGAGGAGGCUGCCUUCCCCUCCACUCCUCACACCUCCUGCCUCCGCUUCCCUCACGCCUCCUGCCUCCUCACGUCUCUUCCCCCUCUUUUCACAUGCGUGCCAUUUCUUCCCUCUCCCUCCUCCCCUGCUUCCAUCCAUGCCCCCUCUCCUCGCUUCUUGCCAACUCUUUCCCUCCUGCCGACUCCACCUCGCUUGCCCCAUUUUGGACCUUUGCCCUCUGGCAAGUUCAUUCCCUCCCCUCCCAAUUCCCUGCCGUGCUUUUUUCCUUCCACUCAUUGCCAAAUCCAUUCUACCUUCUGCCGCCUGACAUGCGCGUUCAUCUUGAGGGAAACGAACGCAGCGGUAGGAGAAGGCAGCAGCAAAUCCGCCAUGGCUGCUCCAUCCACGAGCACCCCAGUGGCUCUUCGCAGCAAGGGAAACGCCUUCUACGCCAGUGCUUUCACCGACGGCAUCGACCCGCUCCUGAAGCGCAGCCGCCUCAACAUCGCCCUCUCCAAGUAUCGAGAGGCGCUGCGCCGCCACGUGGCAGAAUCUCAGCCGUCCGCGGAUGAGCUGUCUUCGUUGUGGAAGAACGUAGCUAUGGUUUCAUCUGCCCUGGCAGCUUGCCAUGCAGAUGCUUAUAAGGCGUACAAGCCCCCUGUGAUAGACGCUGCUGCAUCGGAACGGGUCAUGGUGAGAGCCAUGCGCCGAGCCAUGGAGGAAAGGGAGUGGGACUAUAAGCAAAUCGAGGAGCACUAUAAGGAGGCUGUCAAGGCGUUCUGCCUGGCCCUUCUUUUUGGCAGUUGCGAGGCACGGAAUAGGGCGGCAAAGGGUGGCAGCAACCGUCCAGCUCGCAGCACUCCAGCCAAACCGGAGGAGUGGCAGCAGAAGGUUCUGGGAUCUUUCACCGAUGUGAUCUCCCAGAUCAGGGCGUUUGCCCGCGUUGCUAGUAGCAGCACGGGGGGCAGGGCAGGGGGCAUUUGCACAUCUGCAGCAGGUGCCGGUGUGAGGGACAAUGGAGAGCGGUUGCUGUGGGUGGUAAUGGGUGCGUUUGGUGAGAUGCGCGCACGGGACAGCUGGAAGCAGCACUUUGGUGAUAAGGACGCUAACAAAGUUGAUUGGACAGCAACCUCCACACGCCACGUGGAGGCCUUUGCAGCCUUCCACGUGGCGUUCUCUCAGUUCCUCCUGCACAAGGGCCAAUCACUGCUCACCAUCAACCUCGCGCGCUGCUCGCACUCCCCCCAGCCAACCACGGCGGCCGGGAUCACGGCGGGGGUUAACGGUAUCAAUCUGGGAGCUGGAGGGAAGAAGCCGACGCAGCUGGAGGUGCAGAGGGAGAGUGCGCGGUGCUUUGCCGAGUGUGAGCGCCCGCUGCGGCUGCUGGAUGAUGCUCUGCUCACGCUUGAGAGAAACGUGGCGGGCAGGUCGUGUGGUAACCAGUCGGUAACACAAGCCACCCUCUCUGCCCUGCGGAUUCAAGUCAAGGAACUGCAAACUGCUUGCUUUACCGGCAGCUGUCUGUGUGAUUCAGUCGAAACUAUUGUCCGCGCAAUGGCCCUCUUUGCACGAGCAACAGCAGCAGAAAAAGCAGAUGGGGGCAGCACGGAUGGGGGUAGUCCGGGCGACAGUGCUGCCAAUGUGGAGCUUCUAUGGGCGGCAGUGGAUGGGUUUAAGGAGGCUGUGGUGCUGACGAGGGAGCACCAUGUGGACAUGGAGGCGUAUGCGCUGAGCUGGCUGGGGCUUGUGUAUGAUGUGGCACUGCAGAUGGACGACAUUGGUCAUCGCUACCACCAACGGGCUGUGCAGUUCGUACUCUCUUUACAGCUCGUGCUCUCCACAGUGCAAUCCCGCCCCUUCCUCGCUCGCUCCACCUGGUACUUUGCCUUUCUCGUCCUCUCGGCCACGCAAUCCCACCCCAAGCUCGCUCUUUCCACCUGGUACUCUGCCUCGGUAAAAGCCAUUGACCGCCACCAGGCCAAGGUGAGGCGGCAGGAGGAGCAGCAGCGCGAGCAGGAGCGCGGACCUCUGCUGGCAAAGAUGAAACCGGAGCUUGAAACCCUCUCCAAGAUGAGUGAGAGCGGGUGGAAGCAGCUUCUGACUCACAUCUACAGCAAGUACCCGCCUAAGAGCGGGAACGGGAAUUUGACGUGUCCUUCGUUGAACGCGGAUGAUGCAAAGGCGUCGCUGCGAACAGCCAUUCUGCAUUACCACCCGGAUAAGAACGGUGAGCAUGGCGACAGGUGGAAGAUCCUGUGUGAGGAGAUCACCAAGUGUCUCAACGCCAAGUAUCUCAGCUUCAAGUAG
Messenger RNA from Closterium sp. NIES-65, 3150 nucleotides. The record is from the annotation of a GenBank genome assembly. Lineage: Eukaryota; Viridiplantae; Streptophyta; Zygnematophyceae; Desmidiales; Closteriaceae.